Molecule: messenger RNA, 2311 nt
Organism: Salpingoeca rosetta
Lineage: Eukaryota; Choanoflagellata; Craspedida; Salpingoecidae
Exons: 18
Coding region: 152-2311 (719 amino acids)
Biological process (GO): cytoplasmic translation
Cellular component (GO): cytosol
Molecular function (GO): metal ion binding; oxidoreductase activity; mRNA binding
Source: RefSeq, a predicted model, not a curated record
GCAGUCAGCACAGACGCGGAUUGCUUCACUGUUUUGAUUGCUUCAUGGACACAACCUACGACAAAGACCACGACCGCACAUCGUAUCACCUGCAGCUCAACUUGCACUUGCACGCGAGCAAGCACGUCAGCUAGCAACCAACAAGGGAGAGAUGACCAUGAUGAAGGCUGCGCUGCGAGCCGCAGCGCUCAGCUCCUGCGCCGUUGGGGUCGCAGCAGCGGCAGCCACCAUCAAUAAUGGCCGUGCCAGUGGCACCAGCCUUGCCUUCAGCACCACCACCACUGCCACCGCCACCAGCAAGAACAGCGGUGCACAGCAGCGGUCAAGGAUGGCAGCAGCCGCGAGCGGUGACGGCAGUGGCAGUGCCACUGCACAGGAACAGCCGCUAUCACAGCAACAGCAGCCGCAGUUUAAGAAGGCCAUCGUCAUCGGCGGCGGUGUUGUCGGCGUCACCACGGCGGCCGAGCUGGCAAAGCGCGGUAUCCAGGUGACGCUGAUUGAGGCUGGAUCCGGGUUUGCGAAUGAGUGCAGCUACGCCGCUGCUGGUGGGAUGCAGCGGACCAACCCUCAAGUGAACCGAGACAGCUGGCGUGCGACGGUCAAGUCAUGGCUUGCGUCCCUCAACCCCUUCAGAGCAAACGACGCUCCUCUCCCCGGCGUAUUCAUCUCUCCAAAGGUGAUGUUUGAUCCCCAGUUCCGUCGGUGGUUCCGCUUGUUCACCGUCAGCAGCCUCUACCGUUCGCAGGAGGACCAGGCGUACCAAACGCAACACAUGCUCGACUUUACCGACUGGGCCGUCGACAGCAUCUUGAACGUCAUGCACGAGGACGAUGGGUUUCUCGCAAAAGCGGCAAAUCUCAACACAACAGGCGCUCUCAAGCUGCUGUACGAUGAGUGUGAUCUUGAUCCCGAGCGCCACCGCAUGUUCAAUGGACGGGAGCCGUGGGGAUUCGUGCAGAAGCAAGAUCUUGCCACGGUUGAGCCGAGUCUGACGUCGUUCCGUCCGCCGCACACACCGCCGUGUGGCGCCAUCAUCCAGUACAGAGCUGCACAGGCACACUGCGCACGCUUCACAAAGGCGUUUGCUGAGCGGCAUCUGGAGGGCGUGGAGGUGCAGACAGACACGCGCAUCAAGGAGUUGACGCUGAGCGACGAUGAGACGCGUGUUGCCGCAAUCACCACCGAAGACAGGACCAUUGACGUUGGCGCGGACACAGUGGUGGUGCUGGCUGCCGGGUCCUGGACACCAGUUCUCUCGCGAACGGCGGGGCGAUUUGUGCCGGUGUAUCCCAUGAAGGGGUACACGCUCCUCGCAAACGCAGCAGACGCUGACACACAGCAGGGUGAGCGGGCACGUGCGCAGCGCAAGGCGGAGCAGGAGGAGAAGGCCAUGAUGAACUCGCUGUUCAAGCCGGUGCGGCCAAAGGUGAAGCCGUUGCCGCAGAAGAAGAAGAAGGUUGAGAAGGAGCCCGAGCCGGAGAAGAAGGACCUCUACACCGACGACCGCGACAAAAAGCAGAGCACGUCUGCGGACUGGGACCAGGCGACGCUUGAGAAGGUCGUGAACGAGCGACACGGCAAGAAGAAGCAACCGCCCACCGACAAGGUCUGCAAGUACUUCCUUGACGCUGUUGAGAAGGGCAAGUACGGCUGGUUCUGGACCUGCCCCAAUGGCGGUGAUGACUGCAAAUACCGACACGCCCUCCCGCCAGGGUAUGUGCUGAAGAAGGACCGGAAGAAGAAGCAGGAGGAAGAGGCGAAGAUGACGCUGGAGGAACUCAUUGACCGCGAGCGCGCCGAGCUCUCCAAGCGCACCAACCUCACCCCCGUCAACCCAGACACAUUCGCAAAGUGGAAGAAGAAGAAGAUUGCGGAGAAGAAGAAGGCGCUGAAGGAGGCGAACAAGAAGAAGAAGAAGGAGUUCCUGUCGGGCAACACGUCCGCCAAGGUGACGGGCCGCGACUUCUUCUCGUUCCGGCCGGAGAUGGGCGGGACGGACACCAACGACGAUGAAGGCGGCACAUUCGACGACCUCACCAAGAAGGACAAGGAGAACAACGGCGAGGCGCAGGACGGGCAGGCUGCCGUCAAGGAGUUUGAUGCGUCUGUCUAUGAUGUCAAGCACGACGAUGAUGACGAGGAUGAUGAUGACGACGACGACGAGGAAGAUGAGGGCGAUGAGAAGAAGCAGGCCGAUGCCAAGAAAGCGGAAGCAAACAAGAAGGAGGAGGGCGUAUCGGUUGGCGCCGUUGCUGUGGACGCAGAUUUGUUUGCAGACGAAAUGGGCGAUCUUGAUCUGGACAACGUCUGA